Vicia faba (fava bean) is the source of this 927-nucleotide messenger RNA. NCBI's taxonomy places the organism in Eukaryota, Viridiplantae, Streptophyta, Magnoliopsida, Fabales, Fabaceae. The record is from the annotation of a GenBank genome assembly.
AUGAAAAGCCAUCAACCAAAACACCUUAAAACCCAACUUUUCUCAUGCGGCUUCUUUCGACAGUGUGGCCAAACAGUCCUUAGUCCCACCGCCACAGGAACCACCCCACCACCGCUGCCACCACCACAACUUCCUCUCACUCACACUCACACCUCAACAACAUGCGAAUCUUCAACUUCCUCUUCUUCUAACUCUGCCACUUCCCAAAGCUUCACACAAUGGAGAUUCUCUCUUCCAACUCCCACACCCCCACCUACACCAAACACACCCCCUCCCGCUACUAUGACUCAUCACCUUCCUUUCCUUUCCACCAUUCCCAACCUCCAGGAACUCUUCCAUGUCUCCGACCUACAACUCACCACUGACCUCAACGCUGCACUUCACCUUCUAGAACGGUCCCUCGUUCCCAACCCGCCUCAAGAACAACCACCGUGUCCUCCCAAUCUCAUGCGCGCGCUGAUCCAUAAUCUACGCGAGUCCAAACCCGCCACCAAGAUUCUCUUCGCGCUUUGUCUCUCGGAAGCCAACCGUCGUGUCGCGGUUGAAGCCGGAGCCGUAGGCGCCGUCGUGGAGUCUGCUCCGGAGCUAGAAGGUCCUCCCGCGGAGAGAGCUCUCGCUGCGCUGGAACUCAUGUGCACGGUGCCGGAGGGUGCGGAGGAGGUGAGAGCUCACGCGCUGGCGGUACCAGUUAUGGUUACUGUAAUGGGAAAAACGGGGGCGCGUGGGAAGGAGUAUGCUAUUGGAGUAUUGGCUGUGAUUUAUGGCGGUGAUAUGGCGGAUCAACAAACGGCACCGCCUGAGGAAGUGGCGCGUGCGGUGGAGUUGGCACUUCAAGGAGAGUGUAGCGCUAGAGGAAAGAGAAAAGGGGGACAGCUUUUAAAGACACUGCAACAGCUCUCUAACCCCCACUCGCAUGACACAAGUUGA